This is a messenger RNA of Penaeus chinensis, 2475 nucleotides long. RefSeq lists its product as uncharacterized. Lineage: Eukaryota; Metazoa; Arthropoda; Malacostraca; Decapoda; Penaeidae. The transcript is spliced from 3 exons. The coding region runs from base 153 to 1019 and encodes 288 amino acids. The record is from RefSeq and is a predicted model, not a curated record.
UUUAAAAAUCUAUAAAUAGUCUUAAACACGAAUUAUAUAUAAUGAACAGAGGUAUGAAUCAUGAAUGAAAAAUAGUUAAAACUUAAAACAAAUUUUUCUGCGGAGUUGAAAACGGGCGUGAGUUUAAAUGGCUGUGGCCGGCCUACAGAGAGAUGGAGAUGUUCAAAGCAGGACACGACAUCGGAUGCAAGCAAACAGGCGGACGCUACAGAUACAACACCGUCAAGCCCCUGAACCCUGAACACGUUGAACAGGCCCUGAGGCACUACCAGAGGAAGAUCCCCAACUGCCGGUGCUUCCUCAAGAAACGAGACGGGAAGCUGUGGGUUUGCGAGGACCCGAAUCCUGAGAUUGACUUCGAGAAAUCUCUGGCGUCCUUCACGGCAAAGUGCAGAGCCAAUGGCGUGACGUUUAACAGCGGAAUGGAGGCUGUGAUUAAUACCGCCAUUGUAGAGAUGGCGAGGGAGGCGGGAGUGGAGGGGGAGGCUCACCACAUGAGCAUCAAUCUAGCGACGGAUCUCAGACGCUACAUGAAGCGCCGUCCCCUCCCGAUCCUCGGCUUGCACGUGCGCCCCACUGUGCAUAGGAUGGAGACGCCCUUCGACGUCCGGGACAACUUCUGGGACUACACCAGGAAGCUCCACCAGAGGCUCUCGGUUCUCCUGAAGUCCGGCGAGGCCCUUCAGCAGAGCGUGGUGAGGGAGAUGACUCUCCAGCAACUCCCCCCUGUGGAACACCACGCAGCAGGGAUCGUAGCCCACCUAGACUACGGCCUCAUUAACGUCGGGGAUCUGACAGCUGUUAUUCCAGGCGUCGGGGAGCAACUCCAGCAGACGGACCUCGCCAUGAUCGGUUGUACACACUCCUUUGGAUUUCCGAUGCUUCACCAGAUCUACACCUUCCGAGGACAUUCGCCCUACACACUCGCCUACGAUCCGUCCUACAUGGCGAAGGAGACUGCUGUAGUAAUCACGGACAGGAUUCUGAGACUUAUGCACGACCUUGGGACAUCGCCCUAAGGAGUUAGAAACGAAGGGGAUUAAUAGCAGGAGUGACCAGACAGGAAACUUUGUCUUUCCUCCGCACUUCUUAGAGGAAAAGUUCUCGAUGACUGUGAGAACACAAGACAAUUACUUUUAUAGAUUCAGAUGCGAAUUUAUGCCAGUACUUGCUCUCUUUCCACAGAACACAUUCUGUUUAAAACAAUUAAAACAAGAAAAAAUGGAAAAAAAAAGAAAAAACAAGAAGCCGAAGGACAGAGAAACGGACAGGUAUUUACAUCUAGGUCCCAAUUGUUAUAUCUUUGAGCCUUUGUGAAGUAAAGAAGCUGGAUUCGAAAAGGAAAAUACUAGAAUUAAAGAAAUGCAGAAAUGAACAUAUUAAUAGAGAAAUGAACUGUGUGGAAAUUUAGGUCCCAAGUUUAGACUUACUAAUAGGGUAUAUGUAAAUCAUGAACUUCAGUCUCCAUUUCUGAUAGGUUAAUAUAAAUCUUCGAAAUCAAAUGGUAUAAUUUCAUUGGGAUUUUUACAAUUCUGUUUUAUUUGUCUCUAAUUGUUCGUAGUGAUUACUUAGUAGUGUCUAUAUUUACUAGUAAGGUAAAUUGCAAAAUAAAUGACGUCAUUUGUGUGACUUCGGUAUUACAAAAUAUCGAUAUAAUUUUUAUUAUUGAAAUAAUAUGAUUUGUUUUGCUAUUUCGCAGACUGAGUGUAUUUUUUGACUGCAUUUCGUGACACGAUUACGAAAGACAAUAUAUUGAAUACAUUAUUAGAUUUUAGAUACACGACGAUGGGGAACAUGCUAUUAAAUCCUGAAUGAAUUAGGAGAUGAGAUAUAUCAUAUGACGAUGGAUUAAUGUAAUAUUAGUUUAAUUCCUGAAUAAAUUGAAUAUUGAAUAUAUGACAAUUGGUAAAUAUUAGAUAUUGAUUCAUGAACGAAUUAAGAUCUUAGGUAAAGGACGAUGGGUUAGUAUAAAAUAUUAAUUCCUGAACUGCAUUGCGAUUUUAUAUAUAUGACGAUAGCUUAAUAUAUCAACAAUGAUUCAUUCCUGACUGAAUUAGACUAUAGAGAAAUUCUCUCUUACAAGACUUACUAUUUAUCGUAUGAACUUAUAUUUUAAGUGUGUUUUAACCUUAGACUUAAGAAUAUAAACAGAGAGGAAUUUUGAGUUGGCAGCUGAUAGAUAGACAAUUCUUAAUCUGUUGUUUAUUAUGUGUUAAGAAAAUUCAUUUCUAGAUAUUUGAUUUUUAUUUUGUUUUUUUAUGAGGUGGAUAAUGACAUGUGCUUUUCAGUAGAAUAGAAUAGAAGAGAACAGAAUAUAAUAAAAAAAAAAAAAAAAAAAAAAAACGGAAAAUAUCAUCGUAUCUAUUUGUCCUUGAACAAAGGCCAUACAUAAGAAAGGAUUUAAUUUUGUUCUAACUUCUGCUGUACGAAGAUUAAAUGAUGAAUGUAAAUGAUGAAUAGAACAUCAAAAUAAAC